Molecule: messenger RNA, 1559 nt
Organism: Haliotis rufescens (red abalone)
Lineage: Eukaryota; Metazoa; Mollusca; Gastropoda; Lepetellida; Haliotidae
Exons: 2
Coding region: 74-1219 (381 amino acids)
Source: RefSeq, a predicted model, not a curated record
CGUUCACGGUUCCUCGUGAAGUUUGUGACGACUCGGCAUCAACCAGGACAAGGACGGGAACAAGCAAGGACAGAUGUCUUUAAUCACAAUGACAGGUGCCAACUUCUGCUCUCAUACAAUGCUCCUGCUGUUGAUCGUUAUGAGAACCGUUACAGCCUUUCUUGAAACGGAGGCAGAUGGCAGAUCAUCGAGGGAAGAGAAGCAAUUUAACCACAUCCUUAGAGGUUCAUCCCUUCCAACUGAUGAAGCCAGUUUUGAAUCGAUGCCAAGUGCCAGAGUCAACGACCGCAUCAUAUCUCUACUAUCCAAGCUUCCGAAAUCUGCCAAGGAAUACAUCAAUGGAGAUGAAGGGACCAUAUCUAAACCUUCAUCCGUUACACCUAUCUUAGAAGCAGACUCUUUGGAAGAGGAUGUUUUCAACGUACUGCGACCAAGACAAGAUGCAGAGGAUGAGGGUAGGAUGGGAACACUGGAUGGAAGGUUUCCUUUAACACCUUCGCUCACAGGAACCGUUGAAAAGACCAUUGAUGCUCUUAUGCUGUCUCUUCAUUAUACUGAAAGUAUCCUCUCAAAUCUUGCCAGAACAUCCAAGGGACAUCCAGUUCCAGUCGGAGACGUUCAGGUGCAGUCAUGGUCUCGCCUCCCGCAUGGAUUCAACACGAUAGUACAGAAACAGAAACACAGUUCGAACUUACCGCAACAACGUCGUUUUGAUAACUUUUCAAGUGGGCUGACUGAAAAGAGGUACGUGGCGUUUAAAGAAUACAAACACACGGAGAGGCCAUUUGAUCCUCUUGCGAAUAACCUUAUUGGGAAAAGGGGCGUGUUUUCAGUCGAUGCGCCAUAUAAGAGGAGACCAUUUGACCCCCUUGCGAAUAACCUUAUUGGGAAAAGGGGCGUGUUUUCAGUCGAUGUGCCAUAUAAGAGGAGACCAUUUGACCCCCUUGCGAAUAACCUUAUUGGCAAAAGGGGAGUGUUUUCAGUCGAUGUGCCAUAUAAGAGGAGACCAUUUGACCCCCUUGCGAAUAACCUUAUUGGGAAACGGGGAGUGUUUUCAGUCGAUGAGCCGCAUAACAAAAGACCAUUUGAUCCUCUUGCCAAUGGACUGAUUGGGAAACGGGGAGUUGUUUUCCCAUUCCACAAAUCCCUAUUGAAACGACCUUUCAAUGCCUUCACCGGGAAGCAGUAUGCGGCAUAUGCCAGUUCUACAAGAGACUAAUCCUGGUUUGCUUGUAACAAUUUAAUCUCCUGAUUCAUUAGCAGUUAUUCUUAUACUGGGUGGUUCCUUAUGCCGAAGGUCCGGGUUCGAUUUCCAACAUGGGUAAAAUGUGUGAAGCCCAUCUCUGGUGUCGCUCGCCGUGAUAUUGCUUGAAUAUUGGUUAAAGAAUCGAAAACCAUACUCACUCACUCACUCACUUAUGUUUCGGAACGUAUCAUUCCUAGAGUUGAGCGUGUGUAGGUGUGCGUGUACUAUUCCGAGACUGUUAUAGACAUUUGUAUCAUAUUAUAUGUAAUGAACUGCAAUGAUACAUCAAAUAAAAAACAAAAAAAUAUAUGUG